UAACGUUGAAAUUCGCAAACAUACACACACGCACACGCGCAUAGACACAAUAUACACAUUUGUAAUAGCUCCUAGCCGCGGGCUGGAUUCAGUUUCGCGCGGACACUCGUCGUGUGUCGCAGGCAACGAUAUUAUCCGUUUUUCCGUGCCCUGCUGGAGAUCGUAAAUCCUCCCUGCCAGGAAGGAGAGCGCGAGUGAGAAGUUUGGUGCUUGCGGUGCGAAAAUCGCGACAAAGUUAUAAUUUCGUCGGGCCCUUUUGUUUUACAUACGCGACGCGAUAUGUAAAGAUCGAGAGACGCGUGUUUUUUUCUUCUUUUUUUUUGAACGGGGUCCGGAGCUCUUUUCGCCACUGUGAUAUACGUAAAAAAAAGAAAGAAACAAAUGGAAGUACACGCGGUCGUGGUUCUGUGCGCGACUCUGCUCGUCCUAGCGACCACAGCCAGGGCAGAAGCAUCAGCAGCAGCAGCAGCGGUAGAGGCUACCGAUAUGGAAGCGGAAAUCCUUCGCAGGACACUGCCGGCCUACGGAUUGAUGGUGAAAUCGGCGGAAAUGUAUCGAGGAGUCCAGCAGGACGAGGGCAGCGCGGCCUACUACGACUACUACGAGGAGCACGAGGCCGAGGAAGCCUCGCUGCUCUGUCGGGCCGAGCUCGAGGUCUUGCGCAGGGCGGUGGACGAUCGCAAGCCCUGGGCGCUCAAAAUGCUGGACUCGAGCGGCUUACCGCGGGCGGGCUUCGUCUACGGCAACAACUACUGGCUGGGCAGCCGUAGUCAGUGCCUCGACGCGGCCAAUCGCUCGCCCCUCGUCCUCAGGACCAGUCCCUACAUCAGCGAACCCGACGACGAAUAUCCACCCUUCCGGCCCAACUAUCUGGUGGCUCACUUCCGGCACAACUCCAGUCUGCAGCUGCACGUACGCCUGCCCAACGAGGACCUCGUUACCCUGGGCCUGUGUCUACCGGCGAGCUGUCAGCCCACGACGAUCGGUCGACUGCUCGAGGCGACGUUUCGCGACGCGGACGAGCAUCGUCGUCUCGUGCACGGAAGACUGUACGGGGAGGCCGCGUACAGACUCGAGCUGGUGCGCGAUCUGCGCGGGGACGAUCUCGGCUGGCUGCUCGAGGCCCGAUCGCUGCUGGUCGAGUUCCUGUUGGCUGGACUGCUGGUGCUCAUGUGCCUCGGCACGACUUACGAGAUACUCCUCGGGCGCAACAACAACAACAACGGCAGCAGCAGCAACGGGAAGGAGGAUAAGGAGCGCAAGUGUCUGAACAACAACGAGAGCAACGUCGAGGCGGCGGCGGCAGCAGCUCCAACGUCCAACGGUGGAGGCGGCGGCGGCGGCUUCGGCCGGCUGCUGCUCAGCUUCUCGGUGGCCUCGAACACCCGGCUGAUCCUCGGCACUCGGCUCGGGCCCGACUCGAUCGGCCCCAUCCACGGCAUACGCUUCCUCGGCAUGGUCUGGAUCGUCAUGAUACACACGGUCUUCUACAUGUCCGAUUACGCCGACAACAAGGCCUGGUCCUGGCGCAUGGCCGAGGGCUUCGCCGUGCAGAUAAUCAGCAACUCCACCCUGUCCGUCGACACGUUCUUCUUUCUGUCGGGCUUCCUCGUGGCCUACAUGUACUUUACGUCGCAUCGGGCCGAGGAAAGACAACAUGAUGAGGAGGAAGGAGAACAGAUUGGAAGGCGAAGAAUCGAUUACGGGAGAAAGUGCGGCGAGUUCGUGGCGACGGUGCUGAGGCGCUAUCUCAGACUGACGCCGGCCUACCUGAUGACGAUCGGCCUGCUGCAGGUCAACUCGGCCUGGUACGCCAGGACGUCGCAGUUUUACAUGACCGAGCGACCCGACCUGCUCUGCGAGAGAUACUGGUGGAGAAACGUUUUGUACGUCAACAAUCUGUUCGGCCGCGACACCAUGUGCAUGUCGUGGAGCUGGUACCUGUCCAACGACAUGCAGUUCUUCGUGAUCGCCACCUUUCUCCUCAUCCUCUCGUCCGUAUUUUUCUACCUGGCCGCGUCGAUACUCAUGUUCCUGCUGAUCGGCUCGAUCGCCAUAACCGGCUACAUCGCCUACGUCAACGAUUACAUUCCCACGAUGGACGAGCAGUACAACAUGCUGGACGUGCUCUACGAUCCGCCCUGGACGAGGAUCGGUCCCUACCUCGUCGGAAUGAUCACGGCUUACGUGGUGACGAGGCUCGACGGCAAACUACACCUCAAGCCCCGAAGCGUCGCCGUCCUCUGGAUACUGGGCAGCUCGUGCAAUCUGUCGGUGCUCUUUGGCCUGUACGAGAGGCGAAUCGACGUUCUCGCGGCCGCGUUCUACGUCGCCCUGAGCCGGACCGUCUGGGCCGUGGGACUGGCUUGGCUGCUCGUGGCCUGCUGCACGGGACACGCGGGAAUCGUAAACAAGAUACUCUGCUUCAAGGCUUGGAUACCGCUCAGCAGAUUGACCUACUGCGCCUAUCUGCUGAAUCCGCUUCUCAUAAAUUCGAUCUAUCUGCACAGCGAGUCGGCCGUCCACGUAGAUUUCUUACCGAACAGCACGAUGUUCCUGGGCAGCCUUGUGAUAACGUACAUCUGCUCGUACGGGCUGUCGCUCAUGCUGGAGACGCCGACGGUCGUGCUGAUGCGACACUUCGUCAACGCCAAGAAGCGAUGACGAUUGUUUUAACUUUUUCAUCGUUAUUAUCGUUGCAAACGAACGUUACGAGUGCACGCGCGUCCGGUGCGGAUCGAUAUAUGGCUUCGUACAAAAAAAAGUUUCGCCUCUUGAAAAGAGACGAAUCGCGCACGAUCGUUAUACAUAUAUAUGUUAAUUUUAUUAUCUUUAUCUUUGUUACGGUUUUUUCUUUUCGUUUUAAUUGAUUAUUUAUUUUCCUUUUAUUUUUUUUUAUAUAAAUGAUCGACUGUAUGAGUGUUAUUAACUACUACUUGCGUUUUUAUCUUUAAGAUUUGUAAUAUAUACAUUAUACAUAUAUUAUUUUAGCAAAAAAAAGAACAAACAAAAUUUUAAUUUUUACGAAGAAAAAAACAAGAAAAAAAAAUACAAAGAAAGCUGCACGCUGUUUACUCCGUUUA
This is a messenger RNA of Trichogramma pretiosum, 3083 nucleotides long. Its product is annotated as nose resistant to fluoxetine protein 6-like. The coding region runs from base 382 to 2664 and encodes 760 amino acids. The transcript is spliced from 7 exons. The record is from RefSeq and is a predicted model, not a curated record. Gene Ontology annotation, molecular function: acyltransferase activity, transferring groups other than amino-acyl groups. Lineage: Eukaryota; Metazoa; Arthropoda; Insecta; Hymenoptera; Trichogrammatidae.